Molecule: messenger RNA, 408 nt
Organism: Ilex paraguariensis (yerba mate)
Lineage: Eukaryota; Viridiplantae; Streptophyta; Magnoliopsida; Aquifoliales; Aquifoliaceae
Source: the annotation of a GenBank genome assembly
AUGGGUGAUUGGGGAAAACUUGGGGUCCACGUAAAGGGUCCACUUGGCAGUGCUAUUGAGAUUGGACUUGCUUUGAUGACUAUUUUGAUUGGAUUUCACGUGAGCCUCGAUCUUUGGGCGACUUCAGAUUGUCGAUCUCGCCUACUUGAGCAUUAUCGUAAUUAUAGGUGUGGGGUCCCCAUGGAAGAGCAUGCUUCUGAUGAGGAGGCUCAAGAAGAAGACCUUCACUUGGCCCUGGUUGCAAAGUUAUAUCCCGACUUGGACUUUGAUUUGUUUGUACCUAUCUUUCCCGACCCCGAAGAAAAGAAGGAGGCUGUCAAAGCCCCUGCUAAAGGGAAUUCUGAGUCUCCUGUUAGGGGCAAUCCUAAGACUCCUGCUAAUUCCACCGAGCACACAUCAGAGCACUAA